GUUUGUUUUUAAGGCUCGACAAUUGGAACAAGACAUCCACAAAUCGUCGACAGCACACUUGUUUUCAUGCUGGACGCGUUUACCACACAGCUGACUGACUCGACGGUUGCCGACGACGACUCGAGUGAAACAUGCCGCUGUGUUUGCAUCGUGGGUGUGGGAAGGAGUACUCCGAGGAGGAGAACAAGGAUGGGGAUUGCCGGUAUCACCCUGGUACUCCCAUCUUCCACGAAGGGCUGAAGGGCUGGUCCUGUUGUAACAAGCGGUUCACGGAUUUUUCAGAGUUCUUGGCAUAUCCGGGAUGCACGUAUGGAGAACACAGCGACGUGCCGCCGGACGAUGACGUGGAUGCAAACGCGGCGUUGAAGGAGCUCUCCUCUGCCCCAAUUGAUCGCCUCUCCCUGGAGCAGCAGCAGACCAUGGCACAAGUCCGUGACGCGGCACCAAAAGUUGAUCUGGACGUGAAGGUGACGCCCUCGCUCGAGCGCGCCCUGGAAAAGUUCCGCGCACGCCAGGCAGAGGAAGAGACGGAUGAGGUGAAGCCUGGACAGCCGUGCACCAACAACGCGUGCAACGCUACAUACGUUGACGAAAUGAGCAACGAGGAGGAGUGCUUGUACCAUCCAGGGGCGCCUGUCUUCCACGAAGGGUACAAGUACUGGUCCUGCUGCCCAAAGAAGAAGACCUACGAGUUUGAUGAGUUUCUGGAGUUUAAGGGCUGCACGACAGGAAAGCACUGCUGGGUGAAGCCAAAGACAGCGCAGGUGCGCAAGUGCCGGCACGACUGGUUUCAGUCGGAUGAUCGCGUGAGUGUCAGCAUCUACGCCAAGUGCAUCGACCCGGAAAAGUGCAGCGUCAAGGCAAACUCAGACUCGCUCACGGUUGAUAUUGUGUAUGAGGACAUCAACAAGUACACAAUGGAGCUUCACCUUGGCGGCAAAAUUGACCCUUCAAAGUCAUCUGCAACGCUAACGGGCACCAAGUUGGACCUGAAUCUCGUCAAGGCAUCUCCGGGCGACACGUGGGCUGACUUGGAGGCCUCCACAUGAACAUGGGCGACGUUACGCGUGUGCAUGUGAACGUGUCUGUCUGUAUGUGCCUGUGUGUUUGUGUGUGUGUGUGUAUGUUUGUGUGUGUGUGUGUGUGUAUGUUUGUG
Messenger RNA from Salpingoeca rosetta, 1156 nucleotides. RefSeq lists its product as uncharacterized. Bases 132 to 1049 code for a protein of 305 amino acids. The transcript is spliced from 11 exons. Lineage: Eukaryota; Choanoflagellata; Craspedida; Salpingoecidae. The record is from RefSeq and is a predicted model, not a curated record.